AUGAUAAAUUGUGUUUCUACUCAAAUUAUAUCGAUUAGUAACCUAACUAGUUACGCAAUUAUUGCGGGUACAACUGUUACUGCAACCGGUAAUACCUCUAUCGUCGGCGAUGUAAUCAUUUAUCCAGGUAACACACACCCAGGUUUAACACAGGGUACAAAUGUAAAUGGUAUAAUUCAUUCGGCUAAUACUAUUGCUUCUGCGGCCAAAAAUGAUUUAAGUAAUGCAUACAACCAAAUAGCUAACCGAAUAGCAAAUCAAACUUUGCCAAUUGUAGAUUUAGGUAACCAAAUACUUGUUCCUGGGAUCUAUAGUUUUUUUUCAGAUCUCAUUAAUUUAAAUGGAAAUUUAACAUUAAACGGUGCCGGUGUGUAUCUAUUUAAAAUUACAACAGCAUUGAUAACGUCGAAUAAUUGUAAUAUUAUUCUAAUUAAUGGUGCUUCUGCAUCAACGAUCUAUUUUCAUGUUGGUAGUAGUGUUACGAUUGGAACCGGGUGCACCGUCAAUGGUUUCGUAUUAGCACGUACAAGUAUUACAGUCAAUGGAGCCAGUAUCAAUGGCGGUCUAUUCGCAUUGAAUGGUGCUGUUACAAUUACACAAUCAUCAAGAAUAACGGCUCUAACACCACAUAUUUACACCGAUGUUACUACAACUUCAUCUGGUAUCAUUUAUUCGAGUCUCCCACCUCGCUCAUCUACUACGACUGUUAGUAAACAUCCAUACAUGAUUAUAGCUAUUCUUCUGUGUUCCUUAGCCAUCCCUUGCUAG
Messenger RNA from Didymodactylos carnosus, 768 nucleotides. The record is from the annotation of a GenBank genome assembly. Lineage: Eukaryota; Metazoa; Rotifera; Eurotatoria; Philodinida; Philodinidae.